Molecule: messenger RNA, 453 nt
Organism: Parastagonospora nodorum SN15
Lineage: Eukaryota; Fungi; Ascomycota; Dothideomycetes; Pleosporales; Phaeosphaeriaceae
Exons: 3
Coding region: 1-453 (150 amino acids)
Source: RefSeq, a predicted model, not a curated record
AUGCCUCCCAAGAAGAAAGCUGCCACCACCAACACCCCCGACGAGCCCGGCGGCGCUUUUCGCUGGACUCUGGAGAACGAGCGCAAACUCCUCGUCCUCACUCAAGGCCGCUAUCUCUCGGGCGAAGACUACGAGCGCCUCGUGACCGCUUUUCCAGGCACGAAUCUCAACGGCGUGAGGAUCAAAUGCUCGCGGUUCCGCGUGGAGCAGAGGAAUCUGUAUGAGGAGUUGGGAUGGGCGCUGCCGGAUGGUGGCGCGGUGAAGAAGACGCCGAGUAAGCGUGGUGCAGACGAUCAGGGUGAGGGUACGCCGACGAAGAAACCGCGAGCCAAGAAGGGCAAGGGCAAGAAGGAUGAGGUGGUUAAGAGUGACGAGGGUGAGGGUGACGCUGAGCCCGGAGAUGAGGUUGUUCCUGGUGUGAAGGAGGAGCAGAUUGACGAUGGUGAGGCUUGA